GCUGAAAAGUAUCAAGUGAAAGGAUUACUCAUUUACAAUGAUGGAACAUCACCAGAUGGUUUUAAUCCAAUGCAGGGAUUGGUCAAUGGAGUGGACAAUGCCAGUGUAAUUGUGGGUAUUAAUGUUAGUGACGCAAAUGGUAUUGGAAAUAUUUGUGCUGAUACACAAACAGGAGAUAAAACUAAAACAGUUGUCGUUGGCGCUCAUAGUGAUGGAGUACCAGCAGGAAGUGGGAUCAAUGAUAAUGGUAGUGGUACUGUUGGUAUUUUGGUUUUAGCUCUUAAUAUAGCUCGUUUAUUUCAAACAUCUUCUUUGCAAUAUUCCACAUAUCAAUAUCGUAUUCGAUUUUGUUGGUGGGGUGCUGAAGAACUCGGUCUUAUUGGUGCUAGAUAUCAUGUUGAACAGGCUCUCUUACCAAGUACUAACAUUGUCGGUGAACGUUUACAAGAUUACCUAGUCAAUUUAAAUUAUGAUAUGUUAGCUGGUCCUAACUAUCGUUUUGGUAUUCAUGAUAGUUCAACAGUUCCAUUGACAACACCAGAAACAGCUCUAAAUGGUACUCGUAGAAUUACGGAUCUUUUUCGUCAAUGGUUUAAUAAACAAAAACUUCCUUGGAGUAAUUCUUCACUUGGAGGCGGAAGUGAUUAUGUUCCAUUUCUCGCUGCAGGUAUAGCAGUCGGUGGAGUUAAUACAGGAGCUGGAGGAAUUAAAUCGGCUAAUGAACGAGAUCAAUAUGCAACAGUAUUAGGAACAGGAAAUGGUGGAAUAGCCAACGCUGCUUAUGAUCCAUGUUAUCAUCAACAAUGUGAUAGAAUUAGAAAUAUCAAUCCAUUUGCAUACGAAAAAGUUGUUAAAUCGGCUGCUCAUGCUAUUGAAUAUCUUGGAAGAUUGAACGAUUUAGAAAAAUGGCUUUAUCCACAAGGUCGACCAAAGAACUUUGAACUAGUCAAUCGAUAUCAGUUAUUUAAUAUUCAUAACGAUCUAGAUCUUAAUUGGGCUUGA
Rotaria sp. Silwood1 is the source of this 1002-nucleotide messenger RNA. The record is from the annotation of a GenBank genome assembly. NCBI's taxonomy places the organism in Eukaryota, Metazoa, Rotifera, Eurotatoria, Philodinida, Philodinidae.